Molecule: messenger RNA, 742 nt
Organism: Drosophila sulfurigaster albostrigata
Lineage: Eukaryota; Metazoa; Arthropoda; Insecta; Diptera; Drosophilidae
Exons: 1
Coding region: 235-621 (128 amino acids)
Source: RefSeq, a predicted model, not a curated record
GCUGCGAAUUUAAAAAUCUUUUAUUCUACGUCAUCCUCUAGCUAACCAGAAAAUCACAAGGUUGUAUCUAUUCUACACAAUAAUGGAACACCUGCGCAAGUUUGCAGACAAUUUCUCAAGGUUCAAAGCAAAUAAAUAAAUUAUUAAAUUUCACUAUAAAAAGCUGUGCCUGUCAACCGAACUACAACACAAUCUUCGAAAUCAUUCUUCGGAAAUAAACUACCACUUCGCAAAAUGAGAUCUUACACAAUCAUCCUGAGCUGUGCUGUCUUGGCCGCCUUCUUCGUCAGGAGCAGCGAUGCAGUCGCCUGUUCAACAACUAUCACCACCAACUGCACGGAUUGCUCGGAUGGUAACAACGCUACCAAUGACGAUUGUACCACAACAACAACAACUACAACUGUGGCUUCCGUUACCCUGAAACCCUCUCGCCGCAUGAUUGUUCGAGUUUCAAAUCUGAGAUAUACAAAUGUGAGACGUAUUCGUGUGAAUCGCAAUGGAUCUAGCUCCAGCAGCAGCACUGGAACUGGAACUACUGGAACUUCAAGCACACGCAACAGUCGCAGAACAAACCGCAAUCGCAGCUCCAAUCGCCGCAAUGUUCGUGUGCUCAGAGGUUAAUUAUAAGAUGAUAUUUUUCAUGAGUGAAUAAAUAUAUACAAAUUGUUAUUGAACACCUAUUCUUCUUCUAUGCUAGUGUAGUAAAUUCUUCAGUAAAUUAGUAUACAAUAUUGGUUGAUUG